Chilo suppressalis (striped riceborer) is the source of this 670-nucleotide messenger RNA. NCBI's taxonomy places the organism in Eukaryota, Metazoa, Arthropoda, Insecta, Lepidoptera, Crambidae. The record is from the annotation of a GenBank genome assembly.
GACAAUGGAAGAUGAUGAUGUACCAGCCUUGUCUGCAGAAACAUUUGCUGCAUUACAAGAAUUUUAUGUGGAACAACAAAAGCGGGAGCAAAUUAUCACCGAGCUGGAUUCUGCAGGGAAACUUAAAAAUAUUAUGUUCGAUGAAAACUGGCAAUUGAGCCAAUUCUGGUAUGACGAGAGGACUAUAGAGGCACUGGUUGGAGUGAUCGACGCCAGCGUACCUGAUGGUGGGCGGGUGGCGCUCAUCUCCUGCCCAACACUAUUUGUUCCAGUGAAGGAAAGAAUUGGAAAUAGAGCUAAUGUGUCUCUCUUGGAAUUUGACACAAGAUUUGAAGUACAUGGUCCAGAUUUCAUUUUCUAUGAUUACAACUACCCUGAGAAGCUGCCUCAAGACAUUGGUCAGUACGACUUGGUGGUAGCCGACCCACCGUUCUUGUCCGAGGAGUGCAUUACUAAAACAUCGCAAACCAUAAGGUUUUUAGCGAAGAACAAGAUCGUUGUUUGUACUGGAGCGAUCAUGAAAGACCAUGUAGAGAAAUUGUUAGCACUACAGCUGUGCACAUUCCAGCCACACCAUAAAAAUAAUUUAGCAAACGAGUUCUCUUGUUACGCAAACUUUGACUUUGAUAGUGUACUACUGCUAACUAAAUCCGGAGACAAUUCUAGAUGA